AUGUCAAAUAAAUAGCUUUAACAUUAGAAUAGCUUUGAGUAAAACUAUUAAUAAGGUGCAUAAAAGAGAAGCCUAUGGACUUUAAAUGUUAGAUAAUAAAAAAUAAAUAUGGAUGAUUAUAUCUAUUCUUCUUAAUCUAUUUAAAGUAAUAUGAACAUAAAGUCAAAUAAUAAUCAUUUAGAAAGCAAUAGCUUUUCAAAGGAUACCUCAUAAGUUGAUUUAAGUUAAAUAGUGACUGAUAGUUACAACUCAAAAAGAUAAUAGAAUUUUGUUUAAGGGUAAUCAUAGGAUAACAAAAUUUAUGUUUCAUAAUAGUUAGGAUCUACAAUCUAAGACAAGUAGAAUUAAAAAAGCCAAUCAGAAAGUCUUUAUGAGCAGAAAACGAUUAUAAUUUAAAAUGAAAAAAAAGAAUAAGUAAUUCAUGAAUAAGACGAUUGUACUUCUAUUUAUUCAAAAAAAUUAACAAGUAAACAAAACAUCGAAGACAGUGUUAAUAAGGGAUAAUGCUUAUUUGAGAGGUUAGGUAUAAAAGGCAAAUUAACACUAUCAUAAAGUUUGGCUCUUUUCUUCAAUAUUCACCGCUUUGUUAAGAAGGUAAAAAGCACUGAAAAUAAUAAUUUCAGAAACCUAACUCUCUCUUAGCAUAAGUACAUCAAUGAUAUAUCAUCUAAUUAUAGUUAUUUCUUACACAACAAUAAGUUUAGAAUGACUCCUACAUUUUUUGAGCAAUGGAAGUACAAAAUAUCUUAGCUUGAUUUAACAAAGAGACUUUCUUCUAGCUGUUUGGGUAGACUUUUAAUCAAAUUUGCUAAAAAGUUAGACUUUGUAAUUUUGCCAAAUUCUACUUUUUAUACUGUCUUUAGUGUUAUUAUGUUUGUAGUAAUACUCAGAAUUAUUAUUUUUAUUCCCAUAUUUCUCUCUUAACAAGAAAUAACUGAAAAAGAUUAUGAAGGAUCGAGUUAUAUUUGGUUUAAUAUUCUUUCAUGCUUAUGUUUUUGCCUCGAAAUCUUAUUUAAGCUCAACACUGCAAUUUAUAUCAGGGGAGAACUUAUUUGCAGAAGAAGGAAAAUAUUUAAGCAUUUGAUGAAAUCUAAACAGUUAAUAUUAGAUAUUUUUUUAACUACUAUCAUCAUAUUUAUUAGUGCUUAUUAAAUGAAUUACAUUUCAUUUUUAUUGCUCUUAAAAGUGAAAGAUUUGCAGUAAACUCUCAUGCAAUUAGAAUUAAAAUAUUAAUUAAAAGGUAACUUAUAAGCUUUGAUAGAAAUGAUUAAACUUAUCUUUGUAAUUUUGUUUAUGGCUCAUAUUGUUGCUUGUGGAGCUAUGUUUAUACAAAAAAUAGAGAUAUCUCUUGGAAACAAUAAUGCUUGGUUUGCAUCACAUUUAUCAGAAUCAUGGCUUGAUAAAUAUAUCAACGCUUUUUAUUGGUCUAUUGUUACUAUGGUUACUCUAGGUUAUGGUGAUAUAGUUCCAAUUACACUCAAUGAAAAAUUGUACGCAAUUGGAGUGGCUUUAGUAGGUUGCUUUAUACUUUCUUAUUCUAUGAACUAAGUUGGUGAAAUAUUGAAUGGAUUGGCCAAAUCAAGCACACUUUUUAAAGAGAAAUUGCAACAAUUAAAUAACUACUUUAGUAAGAAUUACAUAGAAAGAGACUUGUAACUUAAAGUCAUAAAAUACUACGAGUAUCUUUAAUAUGAAGAUUAGGAAUGCAUAAAUGAGGGUUAUAAGCUUAUUCAUUAACUACCAGAUUAAUUGAAAAAAGAAAUUUAGUCUAAAUUAUAUCAAAAUUUAUUUUUAAAUAAGAAAUUCUUUUCUCUUAAUUUUAGCAAAGAAUUUCUUCACAGUUUGUCUCUUAAAAUCCAAGAAGAUGUACUCCACCCUAGAUAAGUUUUAUACCAAAAAAAUGAAUAUCCUUAAAGACUGUACUUUAUAUUGAACGGAAAAAUUGAAAUAUUUUUUGAUGCCACAGACAAAAAAAAAUCUUUUUAAGUCAGAAAAAUAAAAAAUAAAGGAGAAAUGAUUGGCGAAGUCGAAUUUUUUAGUAAUUACUAAUACGAGCUAAGUGCAAAAUCAAUGUCUGUAGCUAAUUUGGCUUUUAUUGAAAAAGAAGAUUUUCUACAAGAACUUUAUAAAUACCCAACUGAUUAUGAAAAAUUUAAAAUGAUUUAAGAUCAACUUUGUUUUAAAUUGUACUAAAAAACUGGGUUCAUGUGUUAAAGUUGCUUUUCUUUUAAGCAUAGAUUGAACUAGUGUCCAUAUAUCUUAUACUAAUCUCCUAAAGAAAGAAUAAUCAGUCUACAUUUGAAAAGUUAAGGUGUAAAUCACCGAUAAUCAUUUUAAAGAACUAAACUUAAAUCUGCAAAUACAAGAUCAAUUUUAAUGGUUAUUAAAUAAGACGCUGAAAUACUGGUGCAGUCUUUACUAUUUUCAUAAAAUGAAAUUAUACUUUCUAAAGGAGAUGUUUAACAAUAAACUUAAAAACCUUUCACUAGCAGCUUAAAUUGUAAUAGCAGCAAUUAUAUUGGCACAAAAGGAAAAAAGAGGAAGGAGUCUUAAAACCUAACUAUUUAUUUAAAUGAAGAUCCUCAUUAAAUUACUAGAAGAAAAAUGAAAGCUAAGCUAACUUGUAUAAUGAAUUAAGUAGAUUCUGCAAAUGAAGGCUUAAAUAAGAUACCUAAAAAUAAUAAUUUUCAAAGUUAAGCACUUCUAAAAUACCAAGAGUCUGAACUAACAUCCUCUAAAGGGAUAUUACCGGAAAACGAUAAUAACUAAUUUUUUUCAUAAUAUUAGUAAUAAAAAGAAUAAGCGGACAUAUAAAUUGAAGAGAAAGAUGAGACUUCAAUAAAUAGUAAAUUAAUAGAAUAAAAUCUAGGAUCCUAAAACUGUAAAUUGGAAGAAUAAUAAAUAUACAAAAAGCGUAAAGUUUCCUAUUAAUAUAAUGAUGAUAAACCUAUUUAUUAAACUUAAGAUGAUUAAAAAACAAGCUUAAAAAUAAUAGAAACAAAUAAAUAGACUUCUAACAACAUUCUAUCUUAAAUCAUUAUAGAAAACUCUUAAAGAACUUUACUAUUUGAAUAAGAAACUUUGAAUGAGUAGUUAACAAAGCAGAUAAGCAUAUAGCAUUUUGAUUUAAUUCAUUUUGACUAAGGAAAAGAUUAUUUGAUAUACUUUCCGCACAACAAUUUAACAAAAGUGCUUGCUUAAAUAGAUUAGAUAAGAAAAUAAAAAAUGCAAAAUAUCUUAAAAGCCAAAGUUAAAAAAUAAAAUACAAAAAAAAUAGGCAAGAUAGAGCAUAGAAAGAGAAAAUCUGUUUUCAAAUAGAUUAAAAUAGAGUCAUUUUCUCUUUAAAGAGAUAAAAAGUAAAUAUGA
This is a messenger RNA of Tetrahymena thermophila SB210, 3366 nucleotides long. RefSeq names its product cation channel family protein. Gene Ontology annotation, molecular function: voltage-gated potassium channel activity. Lineage: Eukaryota; Ciliophora; Oligohymenophorea; Hymenostomatida; Tetrahymenidae. Gene Ontology annotation, cellular component: membrane. The transcript is spliced from 12 exons. The record is from RefSeq and is a predicted model, not a curated record. Gene Ontology annotation, biological process: potassium ion transmembrane transport; regulation of membrane potential.